AUGAGCCAGAGGAGUGGACUACAGCUGUUACUACUGCUGCUACUGGGCACCAUCCAAACCGGUCUAGGGCUGCGCUGUUACAAAUGCUCCGACUACACCGGGCGCUGUCAGAACGUCCAGGAGUGCACCUACGAGGACUCCUGCAUCUCCAUCAGCGAAAGAGGUGGAAAAACCAUCCGCCAGUGCUUGCGUUACACUGACUGCGAUAACUCCCGGCUGCAGCAGAUGUUUCCAUCCAUCAGCGGCUUCACGUAUCGCUGCUGCAGCUCCAACCUCUGCAACUCUGUGUCCGGCGCCACCACCGCCGCCCCACUGUCUGUGCUCGCCACCAGCCUCGUCGCCUUCACCUGGACCUGGCUCUAA
This is a messenger RNA of Knipowitschia caucasica, 363 nucleotides long. Lineage: Eukaryota; Metazoa; Chordata; Actinopteri; Gobiiformes; Gobiidae. The record is from the annotation of a GenBank genome assembly.